AUGGCAGGUUCGCGUUCGCGGUCGCGGUCGCGGUCUCCUCGAUCCGACAGCCGAAGAAGGAGCAGAUCUCCCGAUCGCCGUCGAGAUUCACGCCCAAAGAACUCGGGUGGUUUUCGCUGGAAAGACAAGAGACCGCGAGAUGACAGGUACAGAGAUGGGGAUCGCAGGUUGGAACGGGGAUAUCGUGAUCAAGGACGCCCUCGUUCUCCUGACCGGUAUCGAGGGUCAGGAAAAUAUGACGAGGUCGACAGACAUGACGAGCGAGAUAGAAGGCGCAUGCGCGAUGAGCCCUCGAGCGACAAAGCGCCCAAGGACAAGGAUGAGGACAAGGAUGAUCGCAAGGCUAAGAAGCCCAAGGAAAAGAAAACCCCUGUGCCCCAGUCGACCGAAGAGAUGAUAAUUGUGCAUGUGAACGAUCGCUUGGGCACCAAAGCUGCCAUCCCGUGCCUGGCUUCGGACCCAAUAAAGCUAUUCAAGGCACAGGUUGCUGCUAGAAUUGGCCGCGAACCGCACGAGAUAUUGCUCAAACGCCAAGGUGAACGCCCAUUUAAAGACCAGCUUACGCUCCAGGACUACGGCGUCUCGAAUGGUGUGCAGAUUGAUUUCGCAUCCAUCCAUCCAUCCAUCCAUCCUACAGUGGACCGUACACUGCGCAUGCUACACAAGCUAACAAUCCCUGCAGGGAGGUUGACACAGGCGAUUAGACCAGUAUGA
This is a messenger RNA of Talaromyces proteolyticus, 714 nucleotides long. Its product is annotated as ubiquitin-related domain-containing protein. Gene Ontology annotation, molecular function: protein tag activity. Gene Ontology annotation, biological process: protein modification process; mRNA splicing, via spliceosome. Gene Ontology annotation, cellular component: cytoplasm; nucleus. The record is from RefSeq and is a predicted model, not a curated record. The transcript has 4 exons. NCBI's taxonomy places the organism in Eukaryota, Fungi, Ascomycota, Eurotiomycetes, Eurotiales, Trichocomaceae. Bases 1 to 714 code for a protein of 237 amino acids.